Molecule: messenger RNA, 1062 nt
Organism: Drosophila serrata
Lineage: Eukaryota; Metazoa; Arthropoda; Insecta; Diptera; Drosophilidae
Product: yeti
Cellular component (GO): Swr1 complex
Source: RefSeq, a predicted model, not a curated record
AGCCGACAGUAUUAUUCGAUGUUUCAAGAGUGGUCACACUGCGACGAAUUCCGAUAAAAGUAAACAUAAAUAAUCUUUGAAUGUGUCUAGAGAGUAUUUAAAAAAUAAGUCCCCGUAAUUAAACAAACGUUAUGAACAAAAGCAACCACAACACAUCGGACACCGAAAGCGAUGAAGAUUAUACUAUUGAUUGUAAUAAUGGGACUCCAGAGAGCAGUGACGAUUCAGACGCCAGUGAGAACCCGGAAGAAUCGAAAUACAAAUCUUCGAAACGACGUAUAACUUUUAAAUCAAAAACUGAUCCGAUUCAAAAUGUCUCAAUACCAGCUCCGCGCCAGACCCGACAAUCUGCAGCAUCUGAAAACAUCAUAAAAUCAUCGGAAAAGGAGGAGUUACAAUCUGACGAAGAGGUCGAUAAAACUCGAUCUGACACGCUGUGGGCCGAUUUUCUUAGCGAUGUUGGUACAAACAUUAUAACUAAGACGGAAACCAAUUCUAAUAAAGCGACUGAUAAAGCAACUCUCGAUGUCAAUUCCGACGCACUUGAACGUUCCCAUACAUCCACAGACAAAGCCUCGAACGGCUUCGAAAAGUCGUUAGUUGUACAAAAAAAACACACAGAAGAAAGUGUCUAUGCCCCCAAGCGACAGGCUAAAGGCAGCAGUGUCAGCGCAGUCUUAAGUCAAUUUACAAAAAAGAAAAAAAUGUCUGUUCUGGAAAAGUCUAAGGUGGAUUGGAAGGACUUUAAAACUGACGAAGGUAUAAACGAGGAACUUCGCACCCACAACAAGGGAAAAGACGGAUAUUUAGAACGACAAGACUUUUUGCAGAGAACCGAUUUACGACAGUUUGAAAUUGAGAAAAAAUUGAGGCAGUCCAGCCGACAAAACUGAUGUAAAUAUAUCUUAGCCGUGGCGUUUUAAUUGUAUUCAUUCCUCCGUAUCAUAUCUUAUUUAAUUAAAAAUAAUAAGAUGCAUUCAAAUUAUUCAAACAUAUUUAUACGUUAGAAUCGAAACUUUACAGAUCACGGACAGAUCACCACAAUGAAAAAACUGACUUGAA